CAUCAAUGAGGCUUCGUCUAAUUACGGAUUACGACGUGAACUAGGUAAAUAUGUAUAAAAAGAGAUAGACGACCACAUUGCUUUUACAUUUGAGGAAUGGCUGAUCCAGUAGUGAUUUAUGUGCUUAAAGAGGAUUGUUGACCUGUCGCAAAGGAACAUAGGCUUUUGAUGUCCGAUUUAGUAGCUUGUUAAACAAGGAGAAAUAAAGGGAGCUAUUCAGUGAAGCCAUGGAGAUGUGCGACUUUGGACCGUACCCUGCAGACGGCAGACUUUACUGUAAUGCCACGUUCGACGGCGUGCAAUGUUGGAAUUACACGGUGGCUAGGUCUUUAACCAUUGGAGCGUGUCCACAGAACCACCCCAACUCUAUUCUCUUUGACAACCCCGCAGGUUUCUCGUACAGAAAAUGUGAUGCAAACGGAGAAUGGUGGAGCAGGAGUAAGAAUGCGACCCACGAAUUCACCAAAACAGAUUAUCGCACUUGCGCCUCACUCUACACCCUACAAAAAGCCAACUCUAUUCUGACGGUUGAUAAAAAUAGAGUCAAACUGGUUACGUACAUUUACAUCAGCGGCUAUGUCAUAUCUGUCGUGCUACUGAUUUUGGCUCUGAUGGUCUUCGGAGCUUUCAAGCAACUCCACUGCAAACGAGUGACAAUCCAUUCUAAUCUGUUCGCAUCCUUCAUUUUGAGUGGAGCUUCAUGGGUCAUCUAUUACUCAUUGAUGAUGUCAGACAGCUUAGAAUCCAAUCAAAGACCGAUAUGGUGCUACUUCAUGCAUGGAUUAGCGUUAUACACAACGCUUUGCAAAUACGCUUGGAUGUUAUCAGAGGGAGUAUUCCUACACUUCAGCCUAAUGCAAGUUUUCUCUAGCCGGAACAAGCUCUUAAUCACGUGCUGCAUCAUCGGAUGGGUUCUACCUGGUGUCAUCAUAGGAGCGUAUUGUAUUGUUCGAACUAUUGUGGGAGAAAAAAAAUUGGAGAGGUGUUGGACGGAAACUCGCCCAUUCAUUUGGAUUAUAAGUAUUCCUAUAAUUCUGUCAUUAGUGCUCAAUAUAAUUUUCUUGAUCAACAUCAUGAGGAUUCUAUCAUCUAAACUUCGAUCAGUCAACCGGAGAAACGGGAACCAGUACAAAAAGACGGCACGGGCCAUAUUGAUUUUGGUCCCUCUUCUGGGAUUGCAGAACAUCCUUAUGCCGGUUGUAAUUGACUCGCUAGCUUACAAAAUCUUUGCCGCUCUAGUGACAUCGUACCAGGGAGCCCUUGUUGCUGUUUUAUUUUGCUUCCUAAAUGGCGAGGUUUUAACAAUUAUCAAGAGAAAGCUGUGUAAUUGCUGUUCUAAUUCGCGUGAGGAGACAGAGAAAAUUUCCCUGAAAUCAAGCACUCGUAGAUUGCAGACAGAUCAAGAGGAAGCGGAAGUGUUUCUUGAUGGAUGCGCAAGCUCCGUCUGAAUGUGCUAAGAAAAAAACUAGCCAUUCGUAGACCAUUUGGAAUAACAGGAGCUAUACUAGUAUACUCCCAUACUUACUAAACUGUGUCUGUGGAGGGGGGGGGGGAAAUCUAACAUUAAUGAUACAAAACUGUUAUUAUUUUAAAAUAUUAAAUCAUUUUCACACAAUCAUAUAUAUCAUGUUCAUAAUUUGUUAUUGGACUUGUCCGAGAAUCGAAGAAAAAAACCUCUAAGGCCUCCAUGGCAACUCGCUUGAUUAGAUACCUAAACAUACAUUUAGGCUAAAAGACUUUCUUUUUUUUUUGUAUAAAGUGGAGCUUAACUUAAUUCAAUCAAACGGAGGACCCGCUUGUUAUUCUACAGUUUAUUUAUUUGGUCUUCCGUUUCAUUUUUGUUAUUUGUUUUUUUUCUUUUUUUAUUACUUUAUAUGAUUUAUUUUUUGCGCAUUUUUGUAAA
This is a messenger RNA of Magallana angulata, 1903 nucleotides long. RefSeq names its product calcitonin gene-related peptide type 1 receptor-like. NCBI's taxonomy places the organism in Eukaryota, Metazoa, Mollusca, Bivalvia, Ostreida, Ostreidae. Gene Ontology annotation, molecular function: G protein-coupled peptide receptor activity. Gene Ontology annotation, cellular component: plasma membrane. Gene Ontology annotation, biological process: adenylate cyclase-modulating G protein-coupled receptor signaling pathway; cell surface receptor signaling pathway. The record is from RefSeq and is a predicted model, not a curated record. The transcript has 14 exons. Bases 228 to 1448 code for a protein of 406 amino acids.